Procambarus clarkii (red swamp crayfish) is the source of this 916-nucleotide messenger RNA. Lineage: Eukaryota; Metazoa; Arthropoda; Malacostraca; Decapoda; Cambaridae. The record is from RefSeq and is a predicted model, not a curated record.
ACCGCCGCUAACAACCACAGCAUCAAAGACCGCCCCAAACAGCGACAGCAUCAAAGACCGCCCCAAACAACGACAGCAUCAAAGACCGCCCCAAACAGCCACACCAUCAAAGACCGCCCCAAACAGCGACAGCAUCAUAGACCGCCCCAAACAGCGACAGCAUCAUAGACCGCCCCAAACAGCCACACCAUCAAAGACCGCCCCAAACAGCGACAGCAUCAAAGACCGCCCCAAACAGCGACAGCAUCAUAGACCGCCCCAAACAGCCACACCAUCAAAGACCGCCCCAAACAGCCACAUCAUCAAAGACCGCCCCAAACAGCCACAGCAUCAAAGACCGCCCCAAACAGCCACACCAUCAAAGACCGCCCCAAACAGCCACACCAUCAAAGACCGCCCCAAACAGCCACACCAUCAAAGACCGCCCCAAACAGCCACACCAUCAAAGACCGCCCCAAACAGCCACAGCAUCAAAGACCGCCCAAACAGCCACAGCAUCAAAGACCGCCCCAAACAGCGACACCAUCAAAGACCGCCCCAAACAGCCACACCAUCAAAGACCGCCCCAAACAGCCACACCAUCAAAGACCGCCCCAAACAGCGACAGCAUCAUAGACCGCCCCAAACAGCCACAGCAUCAAAGACCGCCCCAAACAGCCACACCAUCAAAGACCGCCCCAAACAGCCACAGCAUCAAAGACCGCCCCAAACAGCCACACCAUCAAAGACCGCCCCAAACAGCCACACCAUCAAAGACCGCCCCAAACAGCCACACCAUCAAAGACCGCCCCAAACAGCGACACCAUCAAAGGCCGCCCCAAACAGCGACAGCAUCAAAGACCGCCCCAAACAGCCACACCAUCAAAGACCGCCCCAAACAGCCACACCAUCAAAGACCGCCCCGCAAGCAAGGUAA